AGUGCUCCCUCCAGCCUCCGCGCAUUUCAGCUGGCGCUGCAGCUGCUGCACAGAGACCCACAGAGGCCACCCUCGGAACCAGCGCCCAAUGAGAGGGCGGGACCUGUGUUCCUCCACACAAAGCCAGGCGCUGGGAUCUUUGAGAACCACCACCCCAGCCUUUACCCUUAACAUUCCAUCCGAGGCAAACCACACUGAGCAGCCGCCUGCAGGCCUGGGAGCAAGGCUACAGGAAGCAGGUGUUUCCAUCCCUCCCAGGCGAGGCCGCCCAACACCAACACUGGAGAAGAAGAAAAAACCUCAUUUGAUGGCGGAAGAUGAACCUUCAGGGGCCCUCUUGAAGCCGCUGGUUUUUCGCGUUGACGAGACCACCCCGGCUGUGGUGCAAAGCGUCCUCCUGGAGAGGGGGUGGAAUAAGUUUGAUAAGCAGGAGCAGAACGCGGAGGACUGGAACCUGUACUGGAGGACAUCCUCUUUCCGAAUGACCGAACACAACAGUGUUAAACCGUGGCAGCAGCUAAACCACCACCCUGGAACCACCAAGCUUACCAGGAAAGACUGUUUGGCCAAACACCUGAAGCACAUGAGGAGGAUGUAUGGCACUUCCCUGUACCAGUUCAUCCCCCUGACGUUCGUCAUGCCCAAUGACUAUACCAAGUUCGUGGCUGAAUACUUUCAGGAGAGGCAGAUGCUGGGCACCAAGCAUAGCUAUUGGAUUUGCAAGCCUGCUGAGUUAUCUCGUGGGAGGGGGAUACUAAUUUUCAGUGACUUUAAAGACUUCAUCUUUGAUGAUAUGUACAUAGUGCAGAAAUAUAUCUCCAAUCCUUUACUUAUUGGCAGAUAUAAAUGUGAUCUCCGCAUCUAUGUUUGUGUUACUGGCUUUAAGCCUUUGACCAUUUAUGUUUAUCAGGAAGGGUUGGUUCGGUUUGCCACGGAAAAGUUUGACCUCAGUAAUUUGCAAAACAAUUAUGCCCAUUUGACCAACAGCAGCAUCAAUAAAUCCGGGGCCUCUUAUGAGAAGAUCAAAGAAGUGAUUGGUCAUGGUUGUAAAUGGACGCUCAGCAGAUUUUUUUCCUACCUUCGUAGCUGGGAUGUGGACGAUCUGCUUUUGUGGAAGAAAAUCCACCGCAUGGUUAUUCUCACCAUUCUCGCCAUUGCACCAUCUGUCCCCUUUGCUGCCAAUUGCUUUGAGCUCUUUGGGUUUGAUAUUUUGAUUGAUGACAACUUGAAACCAUGGCUUUUAGAGGUCAACUACAGCCCAGCCUUGACCUUGGAUUGUUCAACAGAUGUGUUGGUGAAGAGAAAACUUGUCCAUGAUAUUAUUGACCUGAUUUACUUAAAUGGUCUAAGAAAUGAGGGGAGAGAAGCCAGUAAUGCCACACAUGGAAAUUCCAACAUCGACGCUGCAAAAAGUGACAGAGGUGGGCUUGAUGCUCCUGACUGUCUUCCUUAUGAUUCUCUUUCGUUCACAAGCAGAAUGUACAACGAGGAUGACUCUGUGGUGGAGAAAGCUGUGAGUGUGCGUCCUGAAGCUGCACCUGCCUCCCAGCUGGAAGGAGAGAUGAGUGGGCAGGAUUUUCAUCUGUCAACAAGGGAGAUGCCACAAAGCAAGCCCAAGUUACGGAGCAGGCACACGCCUCACAAGACACUCAUGCCCUACGCGUCCCUCUUCCAGUCGCACUCCUGCAAGACCAAGACCUCCCCGUGUGUCCUGUCAGACCGUGGCAAAGCUCCAGAUCCCCAAGCAGGCAACUUUGUUCUUGUUUUUCCUUUCAAUGAAGCAACUCUCGGAGCUUCCAGGAAUGGAUUAAAUGUCAAAAGAAUAAUCCAAGAGCUCCAGAAACUAAUGAAUAAGCAACAUUCCUAAGUGGUAAAAAAUCAAAUCAAGAAAAAGUGACAUGGAUUUUUAAAAACCAAGGAUCCUGUCCUAGAGAAAGCAAUAGUUCAAGUCCCUACCUGUGCCACCAGCAUGUUAACUAUGACAUUGGGACUGAAGAUGUGGCCAUAUGUAUAAAUAUAACAGCUCUGACAAAGCACAAUAUGUUCAAGUGGUGAUUAAACUACAUUACAUCCCAUGUUUAUUUGCUCAGGUGUCUUGAAAGAAUUCUACAAAUACCACACAGCCUCCCACCAGUAAUUGAAUGUGCUACACUACGAUUAUGCUAUGUAUGUAUUUAAAGAGGAGAAAAAGAUUAUUCUAAUAUUUUUAAAGGAUUAUUAGGUGAAAACAGUACAAAAGAAGCCAGGAGUUAACUUUCUGUGUGUUUUUUUUUAAAUCAACCAGUUAUUUGUUAAAAUUAUUUUGUUAACUUAAGAUCAGACAAUCAUUCAGAGUGAGAUAAAUCACUGAAAGCCCUAAUGACUCUGUUGUUUACAAAUCCUGGGCUUGAAAUCAGACUUUGCACCAAAGAGCUCCCUGUGGGGGCAUCUUUGGGCUGUAUUUAAAUAGUGGCCCCUUGGCCUUGUCACCAUUUGUUUACCAUCACAGCAUGUGAGGUCAUGGCCUCCCAGAUCAAAGUAUGCUGUCAUUCCUGCCACAUAAAAAGCAUCUGCAGUCCUAAGACAUAAAAAUUCCAGUAGGUUACUUGAAAACAUUAUUCUAGUGAAAGUAGUCAGAUACAAAAGGCCACAUGUUGUAUGACUCCGUUGAUAUGGAAUGUCAGAAUUGGCAAAUCCAUCAAAAGCAGAUUGGUGGCUUAGGGGAGGGGUAAUGAGGAGUGCCUACUGAUGGGUAGGGGGCUUCCCUUUGGGGUGACAGAAAUGUUCUGGAACUAUAUAGAGGUGAUGGUUGCACAACACGGGGAAUUCACUAAGUAUCACUCAUGGUACAUUUUGUGUUAUGUGUGUUUUACCACAAUAAAAAAGUUAAAAGCUGG
This is a messenger RNA of Homo sapiens (human), 2876 nucleotides long. RefSeq names its product tubulin tyrosine ligase like 2 (gene TTLL2). NCBI's taxonomy places the organism in Eukaryota, Metazoa, Chordata, Mammalia, Primates, Hominidae. The transcript is spliced from 3 exons. The record is from RefSeq and is marked validated. The coding region runs from base 89 to 1867 and encodes 592 amino acids.